AUGACUCCAGCCGCAAUUCUGACAGUCCUGCCAAAGUCUAGAGCACAUACGGAGAACGGCCCUGCCGCCACCGAACCCCUAAGACAAGAUGUAACCGCCUUUCAUGGCAAAAUAUCAACACUCGAAAACCCAGAUUUCGAACACCCGGAUCAGUCGGAAUCAUCAGGACCAAAGUACAAUGAAAACAUCGAGGAUCUCGUGAUCGUCUGCUGUCAUGCUAUCUUCCAUCCUGAUGUCACAGCUCCAGACUUCCCCACGCACAGCCCUCACGAUGAAGGCAACUGGCACCUCGCAAAAUUCCAAAAGUCAGACCCAGCAAAUGGCAAACCUGGCGAGCAUGAAACCUUUCUAGCACACAUACAAGCCAGUCUCAACGUUAUGACGACUGGUCCGAAUGCUACCUGGAAGGAAGAUGUGUCCUGGAAUCAGGACAGCACGAUCGUUGUCUUCAGUGGCGGUGCUACGAAGCAGGCUUUCACACCAUUGAGUGAAGCUCGCUCCUACUACCACGCAGCGCUGGCUCAAGAGCUCAGCCAGGGGCACAUUGGCGGUGGUCGAGCUCAUCAGCUGUACAUUAAAGGAAGGAUACUGCUCGAGGAACACGCCACCGAUUCCCUUCAAAAUCUGCUGUUUAGCAUCUUAUUAUUUCGCCAGACGAUAGGCCGGUAUCCAAAGAACAUCCGUAUCAUCACACAUGCUUUCAAGUCGAAACGGUUUCUGGAGCUCCAUGCACCUGCGAUCCACUGGCCGAAAGAUCGCGUUCAAGUCCAAGGUCUCGAUCCCGUCAUGUCAAGCACUGAUAUUGAGAGUACACUCAAGGGAGAAGAGAAGUACGGAUACACCCCUUGGCAACAUGAUCCUCUUGGGACCGGGGAGAUACUCAGCGAAAAGCGCAAGCAGCGCGGGUGGAAGGACGAGCAAGCCACUAAGCUGAGUGACGGCUUGGAGGCGAGCGUCAAGCAUUUGCUCGAUGGCGAGGCUUCUGAUGAGCUACCCUGGGCGAAGAUGCCGAAACGAGAGGUAAAGAACUCUACUGGGCCACCACCCCUCCGCUACUAG
Molecule: messenger RNA, 1059 nt
Organism: Didymella exigua CBS 183.55
Lineage: Eukaryota; Fungi; Ascomycota; Dothideomycetes; Pleosporales; Didymellaceae
Exons: 1
Coding region: 1-1059 (352 amino acids)
Cellular component (GO): cytoplasm
Source: RefSeq, a predicted model, not a curated record